UCCUCAACUAACUUACAUAAAUCUUUAUCUCUUUUAGGCUUUGCAUAGCGGUCAAAGCAAACCAUUAGCACUGCCCAAAAGACUAGACCCUCUUGCUCCUCUCUUCUCUUUAUAAAUAAUUUACACUUUGAUAGAUAUAUUUCUCACUGCAUUGCAAGGAUCUUUAAGGCAUAUACACAAUGGGGUUCACUGUGAGCAACCAACAGCAACUCUUGUCUAAGAUGGCAACUGGAAAUGGGCAUGGUGAAAACUCUCCAUACUUUGAUGGCUGGAAGGCUUAUGAUAGUGAUCCCUUUCAUCCCACCAAGAACCCUAAUGGGGUUAUCCAGAUGGGGCUUGCAGAAAAUGAACUAUGCUUUGAUUUGAUUGAAGAGUGGGUUUUGAAGAACCCAGAAGCCUCCAUUUGCACAGCAGCAGGAGUAAAUGAGUUCAAAGACAUAGCUAUCUUUCAGGAUUAUCAUGGAUUGCCAGAAUUCAGAAAUGCUGUUGCAAAUUUCAUGGGAAAAACGAGAGGAAAUCAAGUCACAUUUGACCCCGACCGGAUUGUUAUGAGUGGAGGCGCAACCGGAGCUCAUGAGAUGAUAGCCUUCUGCUUGGCUGAUCCUGGGGAUGCAUUUCUGGUGCCUGUUCCUUAUUAUCCAGGUUUCGAUCGAGAUCUUGGAUGGCGAACGGGGGUGCAACUUAUUCCAGUUGCUUGUGAAAGCUCCAACAGUUUCAAAGUCACCAAAGCAGCCUUGGAGGCUGCCUAUGAGAAAGCUCAAAAGGAUAACAUCAGAGUAAAGGGCUUGCUGAUCACCAAUCCUUCAAACCCCUUAGGCACUGUCCUAGACAGAGAGACUCUAAGAAGCCUAGUGACCUUCAUCAAUGAAAAGAAAAUCCACCUGGUGAGUGAUGAAAUAUAUGCUGCCACUGUCUUCAGCCAGCCAAGCUUCAUAAGCAUUGCAGAAAUCAUAGAGGAAGAUAUCGAAUGCGACCGCAACCUUGUUCACAUUGUCUACAGCCUCUCAAAGGACAUGGGGUUCCCUGGCUUCAGAGUUGGCAUUGUGUAUUCUUACAAUGAUGAGGUGGUAAAUUGCGCGCGAAAAAUGUCAAGCUUCGGCUUAGUCUCUACACAAACUCAGCAUCUGAUCGCAUCCAUGCUUUCAGACAAUGAGUUUGUGGACAGAUUUAUUGCACAAAGUGCUCAAAGGCUGAAAGCAAGGCACAUGCGCUUCACUAUGGGGCUUGAACAAGUAGGCACAAGUUGUUUGAAGAGCAAUGGUGGGCUCUUUGUAUGGAUGGACUUGCACAAGCUCCUCAAGGAGCAGACAUUUGAAGCUGAGAUGGCGUUGUGGCGCACGAUAAUCCAUGAAGUUAAGCUCAAUGUGUCACCAGGAUCUUCUUUUCAUUGCCCUGAACCAGGCUGGUUCAGAGUUUGCUUUGCCAACAUGGAUGACAAGACCAUGGAAAUUGCUUUAAAGCGAAUCCGAACCUUUGUGCAACAAGAUAAGGAGGCUGUGGUGCCAAGGAAGAAGAACAGGUUCUGUCAAAACAACCUCAGGCUCAGCUUCAAAUCGCGACGAAUGGAUGACAUCAUGAUGUCGCCGUGCAUGAUGUCGCCUCAAUCGCCUCUGGUUCGAGCCAUGACUUAAAAAAACGUGACUACCAAAAGAUUCUUACUUCUUCUUAGGUAGAAACUAUAAAUUCUUUUCUUGUGAAAUUAUUUUCAUGCCAAAUCUUCAGCCUUUACCUACAGAGUGAAGUGCAUUUUUCCUUCUUUUCACUCAGUGAAAAAAAGAUUGUAUUUGUUUGUAAUGAUUUCUCACAAAAUAUAUUUGAAUAAUUUAAUUCAA
Prunus avium (sweet cherry) is the source of this 1832-nucleotide messenger RNA. It is a transcript of the gene ACS6, whose product is annotated as 1-aminocyclopropane-1-carboxylic acid (acc) synthase 6. The record is from RefSeq and is a predicted model, not a curated record. Gene Ontology annotation, molecular function: transaminase activity; pyridoxal phosphate binding. NCBI's taxonomy places the organism in Eukaryota, Viridiplantae, Streptophyta, Magnoliopsida, Rosales, Rosaceae. Gene Ontology annotation, biological process: biosynthetic process; amino acid metabolic process.